Molecule: messenger RNA, 4248 nt
Organism: Vitis vinifera (wine grape)
Lineage: Eukaryota; Viridiplantae; Streptophyta; Magnoliopsida; Vitales; Vitaceae
Exons: 20
Coding region: 347-3478 (1043 amino acids)
Biological process (GO): carbohydrate metabolic process; transmembrane transport
Cellular component (GO): membrane
Molecular function (GO): beta-glucosidase activity; transmembrane transporter activity
Source: RefSeq, a predicted model, not a curated record
UCAUAGACAAGGAGGAGAGAAGCCAUGAAACGAGCAGCUGUCACUGCUGACAGCUGAAACGACCCCAUAAGCCCAUACUUUUCUAUAUAAGCCGUUGCUUCUCUCUGUUUCUCUUGGAAAAGAUCGUCCACGGUUCUCGUUUCUUUUCAUUUCUUUAUUUAUUUACCAUUCUUUCUUCGUUUUUCUCAACAAAUCUUCGCCCACCAACUCCUCUCCUCGUUUCUCUGCUUUUCGUCAGAACCUCUUUCCAUUCUCGACCCGUCCGUCAAACCUGAGUUUUCCAAGCCAUUUAUUGAGUUUCUUUCUUCUUUGUUGUUUUGAUUGUUGACUUUGUUUGUGGAGAAAUAUGAUUUCUUCAAUUAAACAAUCAACUGGGUCUUUCACUCGUUGCGAUUUCUUGCCCAGAAGGCAGCGGUGUGUGGCGAAAUCGGAUGUUGUUUCAGUGCCCAGUUCUGCAAAUGUGCAGGGGUUUAAGUGUUCUGCAAAACCCUUGUACAUUUGUUCGGUUGAAGGGUUUGGGUCCAGAUCAAUUGGUUCCAAGUCCAGUAGCGUUUGCAGGGCUUAUGAGGCGGAACGAUCGCAGCCUUUGGACCUCAACAUUGAACUUUCGGACCAGGAGGCGCGAUCGGAGGCUGCCCAGAAGCUUAAGAUUGGUAUUUAUUUUGCGACUUGGUGGGCUCUGAAUGUGGUGUUCAAUAUAUACAACAAGAAGGUUUUGAACGCUUUUCCUUAUCCUUGGCUCACCUCAACUCUGUCGCUCGCAACUGGGUCGCUGAUGAUGUUGAUCUCCUGGGCUGUGAGGAUCGCUGAACCGCCCAAGACCGAUUUGGACUUCUGGAAAACCCUCUUUCCUGUUGCAGUAGCUCAUACAAUUGGUCAUGUAGCAGCAACUGUUAGCAUGUCAAAAGUUGCAGUUUCCUUCACCCACAUCAUCAAGAGUGGUGAGCCUGCUUUCAGUGUCUUGGUUUCAAGGUUUCUCUUAGGCGAGACCUUUCCGGUGCCGGUCUACUUCUCACUUCUGCCAAUUAUUGGAGGCUGCGCACUGGCUGCUGUCACUGAACUCAACUUCAAUAUGACUGGGUUUAUGGGGGCUAUGAUUUCAAAUCUGGCAUUUGUGUUCCGGAACAUAUUCUCAAAGAGAGGGAUGAAGGGGAAGUCUGUUGGGGGAAUGAACUACUAUGCCUGUCUUUCCAUGUUGUCUCUCUUGAUUCUCACACCUUUCGCCAUUGCUGUGGAAGGGCCCCAGAUGUGGGCGGCUGGCUGGCAAAAAGCUAUCUCUCAGAUUGGACCAAAUUUCAUAUGGUGGGUGGCGGCUCAGAGUGUCUUCUAUCACUUGUAUAAUCAGGUAUCAUACAUGUCCCUGGAUCAGAUCUCUCCCUUGACGUUUAGCAUAGGAAACACGAUGAAGCGGAUUUCUGUCAUAGUCUCCUCCAUAAUCAUCUUCCAUACACCUGUUCAACCCAUCAAUGCCCUUGGAGCUGCCAUUGCAAUCCUUGGAACGUUUCUCUAUUCGCAGUCAGCGUCGCCAGAGAAAUCAAGGAAGAAGAAAAUGAGUAGUCGACCAGUGCCGAGGAGAGAGAGCCCAUGGGGAACACCAGAGGGAGAACAUCGUCAACCCAAGGCCCAUCGCUGCAACGAUCGCGCCGAGGAUGUUAUUCAAGUUUUGGUUGAUUUUGUAGAAAUGGGCUCUGUUGUGUUUGUUUCAGCAGGAAAUAAUAUUAGCAGGGCUUGUUUUGAAGGAAACCCAUUUAAGACAGUACCAGGUCCUUUCAAGCUCUUCUGGCAGUGCAUGCGUUCCAAACCUGGGGAGGAACCAACUGAUCCAUUUCACUAUCUACAACUAGAUCCCCCAAAGCGAGAAGUGCAGCUUGAUAUAUUUAUUUGGAUGGUAUGUAACUUGGGUUUCACAGCCAUGAACAUGUCUUGUCUUCACAAAGUUUUCUUUCUUUCGCAGUUCCUGCUCUCAAUUGUCUCAGUAUCAUGCCUCAUUGAAACCCUGAAACAGAAUCUGGGUGGUGAUCCUUCUCUAUUUCCCAGCAACUUCCUCUUUGGGACUGCAUCUUCUUCUUAUCAGUUUGAAGGUGCAUUUCUGAAUGAUGGUAAAGGUUUGAACAAUUGGGAUGUUUUCUCUCAUGAACCAGGUAACAUAAGGGAUGGCAGUACUGGAGAUAUUGCUGUGGAUCAUUAUCAUCGUUACUUGGAAGACAUAGAUCUAAUGGUCUCUCUUGGAGUCAACAGCUACCGAUUCUCAAUUUCAUGGGCAAGAAUUCUACCCGAAGGGAGAUUUGGAGAAGUGAAUGCAGCUGGGAUUGACUACUAUAACAAGCUCAUUGAUGCUCUUGUGCUCAAAGGGUUGGAACCAUUUGUAACAUUGACUCACUUCGACAUUCCCCAAGAACUUGAGGAUACAUUUGGAGGUUGGCUGAGUCCCAAAUUACAGGAGGAGUUUAGAUACUAUGCAGACAUCUGCUUCAAAACCUUUGGAGACAGGGUGAAGUACUGGGUUACCUUCAAUGAACCUAACAUCCAAGUUACAGCUGGUUACCGUAGUGGCAGCUAUCCACCAUCUCGCUGCUCGAGCUCUUAUGGCAACUGUACCUAUGGGGACUCAGAGAAGGAACCCUUUGUUGCAGCCCAUAACAUCAUCCUAUCUCAUGCUACAGUUGUUGAUAUAUACAGAAGACAAUACCAGGAAAAACAAGGAGGUAGCAUUGGGAUUGUAUUGCAUGCUAAGUGGAUUGAACCCUUCAGCAACUCCACAGCAGACAAGUUAGCUGCUGAUAGAGCUCAAUCCUUCUUUAUGAACUGGUUCUUGGACCCAAUUAUAUUUGGAAGAUAUCCUGAAGAGAUGAAUACAAUUCUUGGAUCCAUUUUACCAGAAUUUUCAUGCAACGAUAGGAAGAAACUGAAUAAGGCAUUAGAUUUCAUUGGCAUCAACCACUACACUAGCUUGUACGCCCAGGACUGCAUUUUCUCCUUGUGUGAACCUGGAAAAGGAGCCUCCAGGACAGAAGGAUUCUGUCGACAAACUCCAGAAAAGGAUGGUGUCUCCAUUGGAGAAUCAACUGCAUUGGCCUGGCUCCAUGUUUACCCACAAGGAAUGGAGAAAAUGGUUACCUAUGUAAAAGAGAGAUACAGUGGUAUACCCAUGUUCAUUACAGAAAAUGGGUACGUUGAUGAGAAUGAUCCUAAUUCCACCAUUGAAGAAUUUCUUUAUGAUGUCAAAAGAGUGGAGUACAUGGCUGCCUACUUAGAUGCACUAUCGACAGCUGUAAGAAAAGGAGCAGAUGUGAGGGGGUAUUUUGCCUGGUCCUUGCUUGACAACUUCGAGUGGACAUACGGAUAUACAAAAAGGUUUGGGCUACACCAUGUUGAUUAUGGCACACUGAAGAGAACUCCAAAAUUAUCAGCUACUUGGUACAAAUUAUUCAUUGCAAGGUACAGCUUAGUCAAAACCCUAAUUGUCAAAGAACAAUAAAGAAUAUUGCCAAUAUUAGAGAAUCCCUAAUGUUUUUGCCAAAUCUUGUAUGAAGCUAAAAGAAACAAAAAUAUGGCUGUAAAUGGAUUAUUGUAAUAUUAUUCGCUUUCAUGUUUGAUAUCAUAUGCUAGUCAUCCAUCCUUGUAUGCAACUCCAUUAGGCUUCAAAUCCAAAGGAUAUGUUUGGCAUUAUGAUUGGGGCCUGCAUUUUAGGAGCUUAUGACAGCAAAAGCUAAAGGUAAACUUCCGCUCAAUGAGAUAGGCCAGCCAGAAGUAUGGUAUUGGAUCUUUUAAGCAACUGUGACAAGAGGAACUUACCUCAAUUUUGGUGAAGAAAAUACUGAAAUUUGUACUUGACCCUGAUUCUUCUGCCUCCUAUCAGCAAAAUUAUUCCAUUUCUCACAUCCACCAUGGAGAUCCAGCCUUGUAAAAGUGCUCUCCAUCAUCCCAAGAAAUCUGGCAUGCCUGAAGACCAAUAGCAACUCCAGGUUCCUUUCCAUGCUGUGCAAUCCACUCUGCAACUGCUGUUUCUCUAUCAUUCUCUGUUGUAUAUUUUUUCUUGUAUUUUCCAAAUGGGUUAAGUCCAGGACUUGUGAUCUCUGCAAUUGCAGCUGGCAUGUACAUCGAGUCGCCCACUAUAGGUGCACCACAGGCAGCCAAUUGUGCUCGAAUCUGCAUCAUAUGACUACUUGUCAACGGAGGAAUAGUUUGAGUCUCCAAAUAGCGCAGUUACUGAUAUACGUAAGAAAAGGAUUUCUUUUUUUUCUUCUC